AUGGCCAGCCCCUCCCCACCCAUCGCGGCUCCAGGGAUAGAGUUCACGGCGCCGCCGCCGGGGCGCGACCACACGCAGGAUUGCUCGCUCACCUACGCGCAGUGGAAGGAGGUGGACGCCUCCACGCGCCACCGCCUCUCGCUCGACGCCCGUGCCGCGCUCGGCUACACCGCUCAGAGGAUCUUCGCGCGGUUCAUGGCCAUCACCAAGCUCACGCUCCGCUACGCCCAGGGCUCCGGGACGGACAGCCUCUCUGACGACGGGGCACGCCAUGUGGUCGCCGCGCUGCCGUCCGAAUGGCUCGCCAGGCUCAAGCUCCGCGGCCUCCGGCAGCUCUUCGACGACGGGAUUGCGUCGCUCGCUGGGGCCACGCCGGUGAUCCGUAAACUGUCCGUCGCAUCCAUCAGUUUUGGGCCGAAGGCCUUCGUCACCGUCCUCCGGUCAUGCCCCCUCCUCGAGGACCUCUCCGUCAAGCGCCUUCGCGGCCUCCUGUAA
Oryza sativa Japonica Group (Japanese rice) is the source of this 495-nucleotide messenger RNA. RefSeq names its product F-box protein SKIP2-like. The record is from RefSeq and is a predicted model, not a curated record. NCBI's taxonomy places the organism in Eukaryota, Viridiplantae, Streptophyta, Magnoliopsida, Poales, Poaceae.